UUGGCACCGACAUACAAGAUAUAUACGGAGGCCUACUGUGCAUUUUAGGCAAGGACUCGAUGACAUGGGAGUUGACGAUUUUAUAUGGCGGCCGUAUAUGGGAGUGGGGGUUCCCAAUGACCUCACUGCCCAGUUGGUUAUGUGCUCCACCCAAUCGCCGCUAUUGUCAUUCGAGUGCAUAGAAUGGUACCCAACAGACCGGGUUAGACGACAGUUUGGGAUGCAACAACUUCCACCAGGCCCGGCAUUCGACCUUGGUCGUGAUCAUUGCAAGCGGUUGACAAGAGCACAGAACCAUGAAUGGAGAGAGAUUUACAGUCAAUGGGUUCACAGGUGGAGAUCUGACCACUAUAACACAUUGCACUUAAGCGAGGAGAUUAUUGACUUUCAUCCUCUCCCAGUGUACUACGAGUGGUACAUAUAGUAGUAUGGGAUUCACCUACGACUGUCAAAUAG
Molecule: messenger RNA, 456 nt
Organism: Arachis ipaensis
Lineage: Eukaryota; Viridiplantae; Streptophyta; Magnoliopsida; Fabales; Fabaceae
Source: RefSeq, a predicted model, not a curated record